Messenger RNA from Puccinia graminis f. sp. tritici CRL 75-36-700-3, 1364 nucleotides. RefSeq lists its product as uncharacterized. Gene Ontology annotation, cellular component: nuclear membrane; nuclear pore nuclear basket; nuclear pore central transport channel. The record is from RefSeq and is a predicted model, not a curated record. Lineage: Eukaryota; Fungi; Basidiomycota; Pucciniomycetes; Pucciniales; Pucciniaceae. Gene Ontology annotation, biological process: nuclear pore organization; NLS-bearing protein import into nucleus; regulation of DNA-templated transcription. Bases 76 to 1191 code for a protein of 371 amino acids. The transcript is spliced from 3 exons. Gene Ontology annotation, molecular function: structural constituent of nuclear pore; phospholipid binding; single-stranded DNA binding.
UCUCAACUUCCACCACCAACCACGAGUCCACGACGAGGAACUUGAUACACUCACGACCAUCAGCAUUCUUGACUCAUGCCGUUCCCUCAAUCUACCAACUUCGGUGGCUCCGGAAGCGGAUCGCCACUCAACCUUAACCCAUCCGUCGGUUCGGAUGGCCCCAGACAGUACGCGGCUGGUUAUAUCUCGACAACCAGCACCGGCCAUCACCACAUGGAUCACAGUCAGAGCAUGAACGCUAUCAGCCAGAAAAACAAUCUGAACGAUCAAGACGACUGGGUCUCAAGUCCUAUCAAUUCUAAUCGGAUCCGCACCGGUACCGGGCCAGGAUCGGCUUCCAAAAGUCCAUACCGCGGCUCAGGUGGCGGAUUAUUUGCCUUCAAAGACUCCACUCCCCUCAAGUCAUCUCGUAAUUCUGGCCUGUUCGGAUCUACAAGCAAGAUGCCCAACUCGAUUAAAUCUAAACGGAUCAGUGAUGCGAUGGAAGAUGACGCUCCACCUAAGGAAAGUCUACUAGAUGAGGAGGCAUCCAAUUCGAAAUCCUCGCGACACGAUCAUUCUGGCCAUCGUUCACUAGCCUCCUCAUUGACCACCCACCUAUCCAACCAAGCCAACAACCAAUCCUCGCAUGUCGACCAAGCUCCACAGACGAGCUCCUCGGUUGGAUACAAGGUACACAUUUUCGGAUUCACGCCCUCGCAACAAUCAUUCGUGAUGGAGCACUUCAGCUCGAUCGGCGAGCUGGUCUGUCCCCCAGAGCUUUCGGCCGAGGGCGGGAACUGGGCGACACUGAGCUAUAAGCACAACACGGCGGCCCAGCGGGCGGUGCGGAAGAACGGCGAGAUCCUCGGGGGGAUCAUCAUGAUCGGCUGCAAGUUUGCCGACAACUCCUGCAGCCUCAACGAUACCUACGACAGUAGGGCAGGAUCCGAACAGCGGAAGCUUGGUAACUCGGCCACCGGCCUAUCUCGGGCUAGUAGCAUGAUCGUCAGUCGUUCUCUCAAGACUUACGCCUCCACCGAAGCCUUCGCAACCCCUACACAAUCCAGCGACAAGGGACUCCUCGGGAUGAUCAGUAAUGCCGGUAAACCCAAUCCGUCGAUCUUCCAGAACCAGACUGAAGACCCGGCUAAGGACCAAGCUAACAGUUCUUAUAUCAAUCGCGCCUUGGAUCUCGUCUUUGGAUGGUAAUCUUUCCCCAGCCCAUCCCUCCCUUUCGUUGUCUACUAUCGGUUUCUUUUUGAUUUUUACUUUGAAUAUUGUAUUCAGAUUAUUUCUUGGGAACAGUAUACCUUUUUUAACAUAAAUCAAUAAUCAAUAAAUGAAUAACCAUUAUUACAUUAUCCUUCCUCAUGGGAACUCGG